CGGGACACGCCGGCCUCGUGCCUCGGUGCUUCCGGAGCGCCCCCAGCCCCGCCACCCAGCGCGACCCCCAGCGCUGCGGGAGUCUCCGCACCGCACCACCCGCUGAGCAAGUCCAGAUAGCAAGAAGUAUUUGGCCACACAGUUUUGGCCAGGACAUCAGAGGCAUCAGAACAGGGAAAUAAAAAAAUGCUAAUGUUUGACCCAGUCCCUAUCAAACAAGAAGCCAUGGAGCCUGUUUCAGUGUCAUACCCAUCCAAUUACAUGGACCAAAUGAAGCCAAACAAGUACAGCGUCAUCUAUUCUACACCGGGUAUGUUGCACAAUAAAUUUUACUCAAGCCCUGAAGGACUAUCAAAUGGAAUCCAGAUGGAGCCAGUAGACCUUACGGUGAACAAACGGAGCUCACCACCUUCAACUGGAAGUUCUCCUUCCCCUCUAAAAUUCCAGAAUGUGCAUAGGAGAGCUUCACCUGGAUUGACUCUGUCCUCACCCAGCUCACCUCUCAGUAAAUUUACACCUUCACCCCCGGGAGUACAGCCUAUUUCCAUGCCAAUAACCAUCCCACCUGUAAUGGCCGCUGCUCUUUCACGCCACGGACUGAGAAGCCCUGGAAUACUCCCAGUUAUACAGCCUGUUGUGGUCCAGCCAGUUCCUUUUAUGUAUGCUCCCCAUCUUCAGCAGCCCAUCAUGGUGUCAACAGUUCUUGCAGAUGAGAUGGAAACUCCAAGUAGUAUGCCAGUGCCUGUCAUUGAGUCUUAUGAGAAGCCUAUGCUGAAGAAGACAAUCAAAGUAGAGCCAGGAAGUGAACCACAGAAGACUGACUUCUACCCUGAACAAAUGUCACCUCCAAUGAUGACCUCGUUGUCUCCCCAGCAAGUAAUGUUGCAAGAGAAUCACCCUUCAGUUAUAGUUCAGCCAGGGAAGAGACCUUUACCUGUGGAAUCUCCAGAUACACAGAGAAAACGUAGAAUACAUCGAUGUGAUUAUGAAGGCUGCAACAAAGUCUACACUAAAAGCUCCCAUCUGAAAGCUCACAGAAGAACCCAUACAGGUGAAAAACCAUACAAAUGCACUUGGGAGGGCUGCACGUGGAAGUUUGCCCGUUCUGAUGAACUAACGCGGCAUUUCCGCAAGCAUACCGGCAUCAAACCUUUUCAGUGCCCAGACUGUGACCGUAGCUUUUCACGUUCGGACCACCUUGCUCUCCACAGAAAACGCCACAUGCUAGUCUGAAUGUCUUCUGUCCCUGACUCCGCUCACACUUCUUUUUUUGUACACAUGCAUUUUAUUUUGGAUUCAGCUGGACUGAAUCUCUGAGUUUAUACCAUUAAAAGCUUACCUAUGGUCAGUAACAGAUGUUAUCUAACCCUUCUAUGUUCUUGCCACGGGUCAGACCUAAAGAAUGUGAACACUUUUUGUUUUCUUUCUUCUGGGGAUGCUAAGCAAACCCUUUCUGCAGACAGUAUGUUUAAUGUAUUCCAUUGUGAAUAAGGGAAUUUGUAAACUUAAGAGCUUUUGUUGGUUUCUCCAUAUAAUCAACCCAGCAUAUACUGAUAAAGUAGUAAAUGUUAUUGAAUAUUCAAAAUGCUAGUCCUUGCCAGAGACUUUUAUUUAUGUGCCCUGUAAGGAAUACAAUCAUUUUAUGCUCAACAAUGCAAUGAAUAGACUCUCCCAGCCGUGUUGAGUUCUGCAAUAUGGUUGAUGAAACAGUUCUAGAAAGAAACCCGAUUUAGAAGUCCCCUCUGCCCAAACAGUGAACAGCAUCGUAGAAAUAAAUCUAAGCAAUGAAAUUACUUUA
Neopsephotus bourkii (Bourke's parrot) is the source of this 1798-nucleotide messenger RNA. It is a transcript of the gene KLF3, whose product is annotated as KLF transcription factor 3. NCBI's taxonomy places the organism in Eukaryota, Metazoa, Chordata, Aves, Psittaciformes, Psittacidae. The transcript is spliced from 7 exons. Gene Ontology annotation, molecular function: RNA polymerase II cis-regulatory region sequence-specific DNA binding; DNA-binding transcription factor activity, RNA polymerase II-specific. The coding region runs from base 187 to 1233 and encodes 348 amino acids. The record is from RefSeq and is a predicted model, not a curated record. Gene Ontology annotation, biological process: regulation of transcription by RNA polymerase II.